Molecule: messenger RNA, 1309 nt
Organism: Mytilus californianus (California mussel)
Lineage: Eukaryota; Metazoa; Mollusca; Bivalvia; Mytilida; Mytilidae
Product: LAMP family protein lmp-1-like
Exons: 5
Coding region: 103-1035 (310 amino acids)
Cellular component (GO): membrane
Source: RefSeq, a predicted model, not a curated record
CAAGUAACAACAGACGAUGGAAACACGCGUCUUUCAAAGGAUACAGCUUCUUACAAAUGUGAAGAUGAACGAACUCUUUCAUUUAGUGGAAGGAAUUCAUCAAUGUACAUGUACGAGUUUAAGAUGACUGUCAGAAAUGUUGUUAUUCAAGCUUUUAACAUAGUUAAUGGUACACUAUCAGAAGCUGAAGAAUGUGCUGUCGAUGAAACAUCUGUUGCACCAACAACUACUGAAACAAUUGAAACGACAGAACCAGAUGUCACCAAUACCGGAAGUAGUACAACGAUGGUUAUAACGGAUGAAACAACACAUCUCAUUUCAACACCAACAGAAACUACCCCUGAAGGAACAAGCAGCACUCCUAUCACACCAAGACCUGAUGAUCCACCUAUACAAUCUUACUCUGCACACGGAGAAAACGGGACUUGUGUACUCAUACAAUGUGGAAUUCAGUUCGAAAUUCAUUACAAUACAACAAAUCAAAAACAAUCAUCAAAAGUCAUUGGAGUUCCAGAGAGAGUAACAUUUGAUGGAGGUUGCAAUCAACCAAACAAUACACAAAGUCUUCAAAUACAGUUCUAUGAUAACUGGGAUCUCCUACUUACAUUUUCUCAAUUUGAUGACAGAGGAAGAAUAAAAUUCUAUUUGUCUGAUAUAGAUUUAACGGCCAAUUUGAGCAAAGAACUUUUCCCCGAUAUCGAUAAUCCAAUUUUCAGAAAAAACAUAAAAACAAAUUUUGCAAAAGAUACAAUAACAGCUUCGACAGAAGGCAGUUACAGAUGUACAAAAGAAGCAGCAUUUCUAUUAAAGGAUGGAACUGUUAUGAGUACAUUUAACUUGCAGUAUGCAGCCUUCCAGAAGAAUAUAACCGUUUUCUCAGACUCAGGGAUAUCGGAAUGUUCGUCAGAUGUUGAAACAAGUUCCGUUAUUCCUAUUGCAGUUGGUUCUGCACUUGGUGGACUGAUAGUCAUCGUUCUGGUAGCUUAUGCUAUUGGCAGGAGAUGCAAAGAAAAAGGAGAUUACGACACAAUAUAAGAAGCUGACAUAAUAAAAAUAUCAGAUAGUUCUCAUGCAUUGAUGUAAUUUUACUUUAAUACAUUGACAAUAUAACGAAUGUUAGCAGAAAUUCAUGUACAAAAAAGACACUAACAUAUGAAUGUAAAUCUUGAUAGUAAAAUGUUGUGUAAGCGAUAUUCAAACGCAUAAACAAUGGUAAACGAAGAACAUCGAUGAAACAUAUAGUGUAAUACAUAAAUAUUGAUCUAUAUUAUUUUUUGCAGACAACUGAUAGCAUUAAAAUUAAAUUUUA